CAAACCCCUUCGUAACGACGAAAUCAACUAAUCUACUACCGUUGUGGUGGUGUAUAGCCACCUAAAAUAAGACCAGAUUCUUCUCUGGUGCUGAAAGGAACAGUUUUAUCACCCGAAUAUCGGAUGGAGUCUUAGCAAGACGUAUCGGCCACAUUAACCGCGGACGAGCCUUGUGCGAAAAGUGACGGUCAACACGGCAUGAAACUGGAAGACGAGCUUGAACUGCAAGACGAGCUUGAGGAUCUCCUCUCACAAGCCGGACGAUAUGAAGAGACGGCAGAACAUGGGAACGGUACUGGAGCGGUCCACGGCUACCAACAGGCAGUGAGGGCGUACGAGCAGGCUGCAAGCCUAGCCGAAAGACUUUGGGGCACACACGAUGAGAACGCUUUAAAAGUGCGGGACAACUGGGCAGCCUGUCUCAGAGAUGCGGAUGAUAUAGAAGCCGCUAUAACCUUGAAUGUGGAGAAUGUUCAGCGAUAUAAGGACUCUCUCGGGGACGAAGACGAAUUGACGAUGGAUGCUGAAAGACGACUAGCCGAGAAUUGGUUGAGGAACUCUCAGUUCGAAGAGGCCAUAGAGCUAUAUGAGAACAUUCUUCUGAGAGUGACUGCUAGGCAGGACCCAACGCGGAUCAAGUGUGAAGACCGAACGGAUCUGGCGGCAGCUUUGUUCAAAUCGGGCACGACGCGCAACAUCAUGAGGGCCGUCGACCUCAACAUGCAAUCUCUCCGGGAAGCUGAGCAGGACCUCGGGCGGGAGAAUAUCGAGACGAUUAAAGUUCGCUACAAUCUGGGAACGGAGUUAUUGAAGCUCUCGAAAUACUCUGAUGCUACAGAGAAAUUCCGGGAGAACAUCGACCUUCUGCAGAGUUGUGCGUGCAAGACAAGACCACAUCCCGAGCACGCAAUGUAUCUUGAAGAUUGUCUGGCCUCGCUUAAGACUUGCGAUUUGAGGCUCGCACGACAAGAGCAAGAGAGACGGAACGAAGGAGAAGCAAGGAGACAACAGGACGUGGAAUGGGGAGAAGCUCGGAGGCAGGUAGAAGAAGCGGAGAAAGAACAACAGCGACAGACGAAGGCGGAAGGGCCCAGAAAAGAAUGGGAUCGAUUCAAAAAGUAUGAGAGCGAUCAACUGGGGAAAGCAAAGAAACAAGUGGAUAAGAAGGGACAGAAGUGGGCAGAAGAGGAACGGAAGCAAAUCGCAGAACAAGCCCAGCUAGCCAAGGAGAAGCUAGAGAGCGAAAAGGCCCCGCGGGUUAAGCAAGAGCAACGUGAACAAAGACUGUCGAAAGAAGAGGAGGAAGAGAAGGACCAGAAGGCAGUCAGUGAAAAGGGGAAGAUUGCAAAUGGAACAGCAAAGGAGGACUCCACAAGUCUCGAGGUAGUGAUCGGGUUCCAAAGCGCGAAGCAAGCCGAAUUGCAGGACGAGACCGCGUCAGGGAGGAAAGAGUUGCAUAAGAGUGAUCAUCUGGCAAGCUCAACUAUAUGCCAGCCGUUACAGGCUCAAAGUCAAACAUCGGAGGCUAAGAGCCUACCUGGAAUUAAUAGUCCUGAACCAAAGCGGGUCCAUGCCACCAGUCCUCCAACGUCUUUGGAAAGCGUAAAAGCUCGUACGCCGUCAAUCGACACGGUCAUGCCCGCACAGCAGUCGGCACUCGGGGCGCAGAGCUUGAUUCAGAGGCUGAGAGCAAUAUCCAACUUUACCGCGAGGGUAGUCAGCUCUGCGAGCGCUCCUCCGGUCUCGCGGCUUAAUGGUCAGCAAACAGCUGACGGCGUAGCGGAACGCCCCCCAAGGAAAGAAGUGGAUGAGCCAUCGAAUAUUGGCGACUGCAGCAAAGUUCACGAUGGCAUUAACAGCGAUGAAGAACACCGCUUACGGUCCAUGAAGGAGACAAAGCCCUCGGCGCCGAUCCUAUGGAUUUCUGAUGUUGGGAAAGGCUGGUGCUGGCUCUAGAAUAGAGAGGCGGAUCCCUGGAGGAUGGCAGCAAGAUUUUGAUGAACCAAACGAACGUCCGCUGCGAAGAACUCGUUCGAGCGGGGCGUUCCCAGAACCCACAACAAAGCUUCUCACCACAGGAAGUGGGAAGCAUAGGCGAGCUUCCUCCGUUAAUCCGCCUAGAACACCAAUACCGUCGCAGGGUCCGCGCC
Molecule: messenger RNA, 2150 nt
Organism: Trematosphaeria pertusa
Lineage: Eukaryota; Fungi; Ascomycota; Dothideomycetes; Pleosporales; Trematosphaeriaceae
Exons: 1
Coding region: 199-1956 (585 amino acids)
Molecular function (GO): protein binding
Source: RefSeq, a predicted model, not a curated record